Messenger RNA from Naegleria gruberi, 1515 nucleotides. RefSeq lists its product as uncharacterized. Lineage: Eukaryota; Heterolobosea; Eutetramitea; Acrasida; Naegleriidae. The record is from RefSeq and is a predicted model, not a curated record. Bases 1 to 1515 code for a protein of 504 amino acids. The transcript has a single exon.
AUGGGUGGCAAACCUUCAUCUUUUGACUCCAAGCCUGCAUCAUUUGAAUCCUCUACUGUGGAUAUUAGCCAAGUAGUAAACAAACCAAUCACUGAAUGUGAUGCUGAAGAUUUGCUCGUCCUUCUGAGACACUAUAAAUUCGAGGAUAAGAGCAAUAAAUUGGCCAGUGUCAUCAAGGAAAAAGACAUGUCUGGAAGUAUAUUCUCUGCACUUGUUGCACCAAUACUGGAGGAGAAUCAAUCAAAAAUUGAAGACGAAAGGGACCGAUUGGCUAGCAGAUAUGCCACUCGUUAUGCCAUCACGGAAAGUUUGCUAUCACGUUUUAUUGAGAAUGUGGUUAUUACAAAGAUUAAAAGGGAUGUGUCGAAUGCAUCAAGUAAGAAAAUUAAUAUUUCAUCCAUUCCAACAACAACAGCAAGUUUGCAUUCAGAGACUCAGGAUCCAGGUGUCACUCCUCAAACUUUUUAUAACAUUUCAACUGCAUACGAUCAAGAUAAAUUGAACGAGUGGGAGAAGAGAGGAAUUGAAAAGGUCAAGAAGAAUUUGGUAAAAUAUUAUGAAUUUUUGAAGGAGAAGAAGAAGAAAUUCGAAACUUGUGGAUUGAUAGGUGACUUGGAAGUGGAUGCUCAAAAUAUGGUCUGCAAAGAUCGUUUCAUGUUCAACACAUUCUGUGCUCCAAUUUUGAGUAAUUCAAGCAGGAGAGUUUUGACUUCUGAGCCAUAUAUGCAAGUUAAGUUGAUCAUUUCAGAAAUUGAGGGAAAUGAAAUUUAUAGAUCCAUUGUCUCAAAAGUAGUGAAUACAGAAUUUGGCCUCCUCCACACUGGAUUAUUGAUUGGUGAGUGGAAAUUCGAUUGGUACGACAAUUCAAUGGUCAGUGUUAGAAAGGAAAAGAAUAUUGGCUCUGGAAAUGCAAUUGCUGUUAUUGAUUUGGGAUCUCUGAUUGAUCAAAAUUUAAUUUUGAGUGCAUUCUUCAAAAUUUCAGACAUUGUUUGUAAAUACAAUGCCACUAUGGAGUACGGUCAAUUGAAUUGUAAUUGCCAACACUUUGUUUCGGAACUUUUGGAUGCACUUUCUCUUGUCACUCCAAAAUCCAAGUGCUUUGAAAAGUAUUUUAAAAAUUUAAAGAAGGGAGAUAUGGCAAGAAAAUUCUACUUUAGCCCAGCUUUAAUUGACAAGAUUCAAAAAGCUCAAGAUUCAAUUUACAAGAAAAAGAAGUCAAUCAAAUUCGAAAGUAGAAAAGAUCUUGAUGAAUUCUGUUUCUUUAUCAAGGAUUUAGGUCAUUUUACAACAGAAGAAGGAAAGGAAGAUUAUCAAUUGCUUAAAUCAUUUGAUAGAUCGUUUGUAAUUGCUGGUAAGGGAAGAGAUGGAUUGGUCGUGGUUGACUAUUCUGUGGAAGGAUUCAAGAAGGAGAAUGCAUUCUUUUCUCAAUCUGGUCUUCAUGAUGAUACCAGUAUUACCAAUAUCAAGUACAAUGUAAAGGAUUUGGACUUGUCAAAAUAUUUCCUCAAAAGAUAG